UACGAGAGCUGCUGAAUCAGAGGAGAAGGAGACUAGAAUCAUCAGUGUCGUCGUCGUUCGCACGUCGGAAUCAUCAAAGAAUCUCUCUCUCUCUCUCUCAUUCUCUCUUUCUCCCUCCUUUCAUUCUCACUGAUAGAUCCAUCUCAACUAGAACUUCAUCACUUUACCCAUUUCUACAUCUCUAAAAAAUUGAUCUCGAUUCAGCUUCCUAAUCUCGCUCCCAGGACGAGAUCCUUGAUGCGGAACAUCUGAGAGAAGUUCUGGAUUUUGGUUCAUGCUUCGGAGAAAGCUUAGAUAGUUUUGAAUCCUCUGUGUACAUGUCGGGAAAUUCGGCUUCUCUCGGUCUCCGGGGAUUUUCAGAAAGACUGAAGAUAAUGAAGAACAGCAAACACAAUAAGAAACCAACAUCUUGGCAUUGCAAUGAUGCAGGAGGUUGCAGAUAUUCACUGCUUACUAUAGUAUGGACCGUCGUGGGAUUCUUCCUCGUGGCUCAUCUUAUCUCGCUAUAUAGCAGAAAAGAUAACAUCGAUCAAGAGCUUCCUUCUAAUCAGUUACAAGUUCGUCAUCAUCAUAUUCAUCAUCCUGUUGUUCAUGAGCUUGUAAGAGUUGAAGAAGAGAUACUGAGAAUGCCGCCACCGAGAAAGCGUUCUCCUCGUACAUGCAAACGGAAAUCAAGAAAACCGAUCCCUCUGGUUGAGGAGUUUCUUGAUGAAAAGUCACCAAUUCGGCAUCUUUUCUUUCCUGCCACUUCCUUUGGUCCCACCAAGGGUAUGGGAAACGAUACAUUGCUGCAUUACUUGCCCGGGAAAAUUUGGAUGGACACAGAAGGGAAUCCAAUUCAAGCCCAUGGUGGAGGGAUUCUACACGAUGAGAAAUCUAACACAUACUAUUGGUAUGGUGAAUAUAAAGAUGGACCUACUUACCAUGCUCACAAGAAAGGACCAGCCAGAGUUGAUGUUAUAGGGGUAGGUUGUUACUCUUCAAAAGACUUAUGGACAUGGAAUAACGAAGGCAUUGUACUCGGAGCUGAAGAAACAAACAAGACCCAUGAUCUGCAUAAAUCCAAUGUUCUUGAGCGACCAAAAGUUAUUUACAAUGAAAAGACAGAAAAGUACGUGAUGUGGAUGCAUAUCGACGACGCAAACUACACUAAAGCUUCAGUAGGUGUAGCCGUUAGCGAUAACCCGACAGGUCCGUUCGAAUAUCUAUACAGCAAACGUCCACACGGGUUCGAUAGUCGGGACAUGACUGUCUUCAAAGAUGACGAUGGUGUUGCUUACCUGAUUUACUCGUCUGAAGUCAACAGCGUGCUUCAUAUCGGACCAUUAACCGAAGAUUACCUCGAUGUGACGCCGGUUAUGAGGAAAGUAAUGGUUGGACAACACAGGGAAGCUCCGGCUAUCUUCAAGCAUGACAACACUUAUUACAUGAUCACUUCUUGGUGCACUGGUUGGGCACCAAAUGAAGCCUUGGCUCAUGCGGCUGAAUCAAUAAUGGGUCCAUGGGAGAAGUUGGGGAAUCCGUGUAUUGGCGGUAACAAAGUUUUCCGGUUAACAACAUUCUUUGCGCAGAGCACGUAUGUGAUUCCUGUACCGGGUGUUACCGGCGCGUUUAUCUUCAUGGCAGAUAGGUGGAACCCGGCGGAUUUGCGGGAUUCGAGAUACGUGUGGUUACCGUUAGUUAUAGGAGGACCGGCUGAUCAGCCUUUAGAGUCCAAUUUCGGGUUCCCAAUGUGGUCGAGGGUGUCUAUAUACUGGCACAGUAAAUGGCAUCUACCUUAAAACAGACAAACAAAUAACUAGAUAUGUUUUUUUCACCAUGUGCUGAUCAUUGUUGUUUGUAUUGUAGAUUAGGCGACAUUCAUACACCAUUGUGAGAAUUAUAGUUUCUAAUAAAAAUCUUUUA
Molecule: messenger RNA, 1905 nt
Organism: Eutrema salsugineum
Lineage: Eukaryota; Viridiplantae; Streptophyta; Magnoliopsida; Brassicales; Brassicaceae
Exons: 3
Coding region: 318-1781 (487 amino acids)
Biological process (GO): carbohydrate metabolic process
Molecular function (GO): hydrolase activity, hydrolyzing O-glycosyl compounds
Source: RefSeq, a predicted model, not a curated record